AUGGAGAAACUCUUGGAUCUUUUAUCAGACAAAACCAGCAUUCCAAAAAACCACGAAACAACCCAUGAAUGCUCAGAGUGUGGGAAAUCCUUCGCUCACGGGUCCCUCCUUUUGACCCACAGGAAGAUCCAUGUGGGAAAUGGAUCCAUUCAAAGUUUGGGAAGUGGAUCCAUUCAAAGUUUGGAGGGUGAGAAAUCUUUCUCUGGAACAGAUGCCAAAGAUCUCAGAAUCCCCACAAGACUAAAACCUUAUAAAUGUGAGGAAUGUGACUUAUGCUUUGAUCGAAAGUCAGAACUUCUUAAACAUCAAAAAAUCCACACUGGUGAGAAACCUUAUCAAUGUUUGGAAUGUGAGAAAAGUUUCCCUAAAAAAGCCAAUCUCAGAAACCAUGAGAGAAUUCACACAGGGGAGAAACCCUACAGCUGUGAACAAUGUGGAAAGAACUUUGCUCAGCAUGCACAUCUUUGGAUCCAUGAACAGAUCCAUGCAGGAAUCAAACCUUACAAAUGCUUUGAGUGUGGAAAAGGCUUCGUCCAGAGUUCAGCUCUUCGGAGUCAUGAGAAAAGACACACAGGGGAGAAAAAUGAAAAGUGCCUCGAAUGCGGGAAAUGUUUUACCUGGAAAUCAAACCUGGUGCAACAUCAGAGACUUCACACUGGAGAGAGACCCUAUGAAUGCCCAGAAUGUGAGAGACGAUUUGUAAAUUCUUCUGAACUUCAGAGGCACCAGAAGAGGCACAAAGGAGAAAAACCCUAUAAAUGUGGGGAGUGUGGGAAAAGUUUUCUUACUCCAAGAGAGGUUCAGAAACAUGAGAGAAUCCACACAGGGGAGAAGCCAUUCAAAUGUGGGGAGUGUGGGAAAUGCUUUUCCGAAAAACACAACCUUGGGAGGCAUCAGAGGGUCCACACAGGAGAGAAGCCAUACAGAUGCAGAGAAUGUGGAAAAUGCUUUGCUCAAAAUGGAGAUCUUUGGAGUCAUCAUAAAACCCACACUGGGGAGAAGCCAUAUCAAUGCAAUGAAUGUGGGCAAUUUUACCACUGUGGGAGAACAUUUGGUAAGUCCUCUUCACUUAAAAGUCACAGCCGAAUCCAUACAGGAGAGAAGCCCCAUAAAUGCUCAGAGUGCAAUAAAUGUUUUUCUCAGAAAAGUACUCUUGUAAUACAUCGACGAAUCCACACUGGAGAAAAACCGUAUAAAUGUUUGGACUGUGGGAAAUGUUUUGCCCAACCUGCAGCAUUUCACAGGCACACCCGAAGUCACACAGUAAAGUGA
Molecule: messenger RNA, 1272 nt
Organism: Thamnophis elegans (Western terrestrial garter snake)
Lineage: Eukaryota; Metazoa; Chordata; Lepidosauria; Squamata; Natricidae
Product: zinc finger protein OZF-like
Exons: 2
Coding region: 1-1272 (423 amino acids)
Biological process (GO): regulation of transcription by RNA polymerase II
Molecular function (GO): DNA-binding transcription factor activity; RNA polymerase II cis-regulatory region sequence-specific DNA binding
Source: RefSeq, a predicted model, not a curated record